GACAUCACGUGACAGGUAACAAGUGUGAGCUGAACAUUUGCUAUACCAGGUCUGCAGAGCUGAGCGUGUAGUCUACCUGCAGGCUGCUCAGAGCCACAUCCUCUGCAGAACACGCCCUGGUACAAAAGGUACACACACACACUGAGCCUGAGCACUGAGGAGCCGAGCUGCUUACCUGCAACAACAGCCCCAAUGCCCCACCGCAGGCCCUCAGCAGCGGACACCUACCAAAUGAAAGCAGGACGACACUUUGGAUUGUCCCGAGGAGCUCUAUUCACGUGUGCAGCUCGGAACACCUGGACCGCCCGCGGGGCUCGGUAGAAGUAACACAGCAGUAACCCCGGCGGGCUGAGAGCAGCACCAUGAGUAGGAAGACUCGGCGCUGGAUUUUCCAUUUCUUCCUGUGCCUUGGAGUAUUUUAUCUGAACAUCGGGGGUCUGUCAUCGGUGGUUGCACUGGGAGCGAGCAUCAUCUGUAACAAAAUCCCCGGCUUGGCCCCCCGGCAGCGGACUAUCUGUCAGAGCCGGCCCGACGCGAUCAUCGUGAUCGGAGAGGGGGUUCAAAUGGGGAUCAAUGAGUGCCAGUUUCAGUUCAGACACGGCCGCUGGAACUGCUCGGCCCUGGCGGAGAGGACCGUGUUCGGGAAGGAGCUCAGAGUGGGCAGUAAGGAGGCUGCAUUCACCUACGCUAUCAUUGCUGCUGGGGUGGGCCAUGCAGUGACUGCGGCUUGCACCCAGGGGAGCCUGAGCGGCUGUGGCUGCGACAAGGAGAAGCAGGGUUUCUACAACCAGGAGGAGGGCUGGAGGUGGGGUGGCUGCUCUGCAGACAUCCACUACGGCCUGGGUUUCUCUAAGGUGUUUGUGGACGCGCGGGAGAUCAAGCAGAACGCCAGGACUCUCAUGAAUUUACAUAACAAUGAAGUGGGACGCAAGCUCCUGGAGAAGGGCAUGCAUCUGGAGUGCAAGUGUCACGGUGUGUCAGGAUCCUGCACCACCAAGACGUGCUGGACGACGCUCCCCAAGUUCCGUCAGCUGGGAUACAUGCUCAAGGACAAGUACAACCAGGCCGUGCACGUGGAGCCGGUACGAGCCAGCCGCAACAAGCGCCCCACCUUCCUAAAGAUCAAAAAACCCCACUCCUACCGUAAACCCAUGGACACAGAGCUGGUCUACAUUGAGAGGUCGCCCAACUACUGCGAGGCCGACCCUCUGACCGGCAGCGUGGGAACACAGGGUCGCCUGUGCAACAAAACGGCUCAGCAGCCCAACAGCUGCGACCUGAUGUGUUGCGGUCGAGGAUAUAACACACACCAGUACUCACGCGUUUGGCAGUGCAACUGCAAGUUCCUGUGGUGCUGCUACGUGAAAUGCAACACCUGCAGUGAGAGGACAGAGGUGUAUACCUGUAAAUAGAAAUAUUUAUUGGAUGUGUAUUUAGACGCACAGCAACACUGGACUGCGUGUGAAUGUGCGUGUUGGUAAUGUAUUUCAGAAUAAGGGUUCUCUGUGGUUGAUACACUCAUGCAGAGUGACUGUCUUACUGCCUUGGCAUUGCAGCAAUCACGACAGACUGUUCCUCCAAUGAGUGUUGAUUAUUCGGAUGCCAAUGGACAUCUACCCAUGACACUGGACCAUACUUAUGAGCUCAUACAUUGAAUGCCAUUUCCUGCCCCAGGCUUGCCUUCUAUGCAGGCCAUAUUGGCAUGACUUACCUCAAAUAGUGAUAGUUUUUUUUGUAGACUAAUAAUAUAUUAUUAAAGAUGAUUUAGAAAAUUCACUGUUGACUAAAUCUGGUAAGGUUUUAAGUUGGUGUAGAUGCCUUUAAGUGCACUUAAAAGCAAAACCUAUUUUAUUUUAUUUCUUUUUUGUAACAAGACAUUGGAGCUAAAAACUGAAACGGAAUGACAUAUUUGGGGGCCUGCAGCAUAUGUGCAUUAAGCCCAGCAGAAGAACAUUAAACUACUGAUCCUGGGCUCGGUAUAUGAUGAUAUUGUUUUCUACUUGUUUCUGUCCCCCGUCUCCGACAGUUUGCUGCUAGUUGUCUGGAAAGUUACAGAGUUUGUGACUGAGCAGCCAUAUUGACACUUCAAGCUAAGUUGACACCACCAGGAGCAAACGCGAGCUUCCAGACAAACAUUCCCCACAAUGUUGGUUGAUAGAAUAUAUUUUGUAAGAGAUUAUUUUUAUAUAAUAUUUUGUUUUAUUUAUUUUCUAUCGCUAUGUAAGAUAUUUUCCCUUAGCAUGUCUAACUUUUCAGUUACUGAGUUUACCACUCAAACACUGUUUUAAAAAUGUGCCUUGUUCCUCAUCAGCAAAACAUAAUGAUGUUAUAAUGAAAUAUGCCACAUUGUGAUUUGUAACCCAUGUCAGGAAACUUUAUGUCACCUUGCUUUGUUACCUACAGGGAGCCAAAGAGACCUGGCUAGCUGCUGCUCCACGAUUGUUAGCUUAGUGUAUAUGACUCAGCUAUCUUGUGUUUCUUUUAUCUCUUCUGAAGAAGUAAAAUGUGUUUUUGUUGUUUACUAUCCAUAUUCUAAGUUAAACUACUUUCUACUACAGCAUUUGUCAUUAAACUCUGAACCCUUGUUAAUUUGAACAAACCCAAACAAAUGAAUUUGUUAGCAUACAAAAACUACAGCUAUUAUAGAUUUUUAACAGCGUGUUACGCCUUACUAGUAAAACAACAUUGUAACUGUUGAUCUCUUCCUUAUCUAUGAGUUCCACCCACAGUCUUUUUGUCAUCUUUACAUCUUUUUAGCUGUAAGCUGUGCUUACUAAAGACGUCUGCAUCAUUCUGCCACAACUAGCUGCAGCCACUUUAUUGAGUUGGGGAUUUGUGUAACCUGCAAAGGUAUUCAAUGGUGUUUGUUAAACGCUGCUAAAAACAGAAGAAAAACAAAAAAUUCAUUCAUAUAAGCUUUUUAAUGGAUCCAUGUAGACAUAUAGAUUGAACCACAUGACAUACUGUUGAAGGUUAUAUUCCAAGGCCACAAAUGUGACGUGACUUUAGAAACAGAAUCUGGGAGUUACCGUUUCACUUUGGCUCUCUAUAAGGUUAAGCUGUGCUUUUCUUGCUCUUUGUCCAGUCUAUCUCCAACACCAACUAGGGCUGGGUAUCAUUUCAUAUAAAUAUUGUUUGGUCUUUUAUUAGACAGUCAAAGUAGAGAGAUUGAUGGAGUACAUGAACAUUGUUUAUUGUCGGCGCCAUAACCCCUACACCAGGGGUGCCCAAAAGGUCGAGUGCAGUGCGGGUAAAUCGCGCACCGUUUAAAAAUAAAUAUAUAUAUAUAUAUAUAUUUCCCCAACGGAACCCUGUGCCCCCUGAACGUUAGUUUUUUUCUUGCCUGGCGGGUUCACAUUCCCUCCACUCGCUCCCACAAACACACACGAGCGCACACACCUACAGUUGGAGACAUAGCGGAGGAAAGGAGAGGAGUGAACUACGCAGCAUUUUUAACAGGUAGAUCACUUGGACCUGGUCAUAUUUUCUGUACCAAUUAAAAAAAAUUAAAUAAAGUUUUGAUGUAGAUCAUAAAAUAUCUGAUUGAGUAAUAGAUAAACCAGACACUGAAUCCAGACCAAGCAUUCAAUCCCAAAUAUUAGCACACGUUUUUGAUAUAAAGGGGUGUGUUAGCCAGCCCUAAAACUUCAACAUAAAACAACCAAUUCUAACUGGGAUAACAGUUGUGAUUGUAAAGUAUCAUAAUAUAUAGACUAACCUCUCAGGAUGGGUAUGGUUGCAGUUCUGUCGUUUGGUUAUUAUAAAGAGUUUCAAGUGAAGAGCAAGUUAAUACUGACUCAGUCCUCAUUAAAGCUUGUUAUAUGUGAUUGAACUGAUGAAAUUAUAUUAUCCAACUGCUCUUAAAUCAGAGGUCAUUGUUGACAUAUUUCAAGUAAAAGCACAUGUGUAUGUCUUUUCUUCUUCGGUUAAUAAAUGUUG
This is a messenger RNA of Cottoperca gobio, 3939 nucleotides long. It is a transcript of the gene wnt7aa, whose product is annotated as wingless-type MMTV integration site family, member 7Aa. The record is from RefSeq and is a predicted model, not a curated record. Gene Ontology annotation, cellular component: extracellular region. The transcript has 4 exons. Gene Ontology annotation, molecular function: cytokine activity; frizzled binding. The coding region runs from base 363 to 1412 and encodes 349 amino acids. Lineage: Eukaryota; Metazoa; Chordata; Actinopteri; Perciformes; Bovichtidae. Gene Ontology annotation, biological process: canonical Wnt signaling pathway; neuron differentiation; positive regulation of JNK cascade.